AUGGCAUCGUCCAUUGAGGAGAGCUUGCCACCGCUUCUGUCGGGGCACCUGCAACAGGAUGAUGGUGAUGAUGGGGGUGGCGAGGGAGCGGGGACCGCGCCUAGGCUGCCGCCCGCCCCGCCCCCCCCCCCCCGCGCGCUCGGGUCGCCUUGUCUGCCGGGCGCCGCGGCACCUGCCCGCGGCGGCGCGGGGGCCCCGCCCCGGUGCCACUGCCGCCGGAGCCGCGCGGCUCGCGGCCGCUCCUCGGCCGCGGGAGAAGGGGGGAGCGCGGCCGCUGCGGCGCCGGCUGCGGCUGGGGGACGCGGCGAGCGCGGGGACGCCGAGGCACAGAAAGAGGCCAAGCAGUGA
Molecule: messenger RNA, 348 nt
Organism: Prorocentrum cordatum
Lineage: Eukaryota; Dinophyceae; Prorocentrales; Prorocentraceae
Source: the annotation of a GenBank genome assembly